This is a messenger RNA of Daucus carota subsp. sativus, 978 nucleotides long. Its product is annotated as kirola. The transcript has 2 exons. Gene Ontology annotation, biological process: defense response. Lineage: Eukaryota; Viridiplantae; Streptophyta; Magnoliopsida; Apiales; Apiaceae. The coding region runs from base 89 to 541 and encodes 150 amino acids. The record is from RefSeq and is a predicted model, not a curated record.
GCCAGUUAUUCGCAUCACUUGUUUAAAUUCAGUAACAUAAACCAGUUGAUCAAUCUGCUCAGCUCGCUGUAACAUUAUUAACGAAAAGAUGAGUAGUCUAAGUGGGAAGCUGGUGAGUUCAAUUGAGAUCAACUCCUGCUCAGAUGUAUUUCAUGACAUCUUUCGACACAGGCCACACCAGAUCUCAGAGAUGAGUCCUACUAAAAUCAAGGCCUGCGAUCUCCAUGAAGGUGACUGGGGAACUGUUGGUUCCGUCAUCUUUUGGAACUACACCCAUGAUGGAAAGGAGAAGGUUGCUAAAGAGAUAAUAGAAUCAAUUGAUGAGGAGAAGAAGUCUGUGAAGUUCAAGGUUGUAGAAGGAGAUCUGUUGGAGCUGUACAAGAGCUUUUCGCUUACCUGUCAUGUGGAUACCGACGGGGAAAAGAAUUUGGUGACCUGGACUCUGGAAUACGAGAAGCUGAAUGAGAGCGUGGAGGAUCCGCACACAUUGAUGGAGUUUUGCCUCCAUGUCACCAAAGAUAUUGAGGCUCACCACGCCUGACAAGUAAGAAAUAUCACGUGAUAUCGUUAUGCAGUGUGAUCGCUGUAAUGCGGUGUGGGCAGAAUAUGAAUAAUGGUGUGGUUUCUUUAAGAGUAUGCAUCUAUUUCUUCCAUUUGAGUGUAAGUUGCAUGUACUACAAUAAGGCCUUCAUUACCCACUAGGGUAUUCUAUUUGGUUGAGAUCGUGACCGCAAAGAGUUUUCAUCACAAAAGAUCAUAGGUUCGAUUUCAUUUUGGAAGCACGGAUGUAAGGGGACUGUCAUGUUUGGUGGGUACGAGUGUGCUAGCAGUUCUCCAGAUUAGUCAAGAUGCGCGAAAGUUGUCAAACACCGGAUUAUAUAAAAAAAUAAAAAUUGAUAAGCCUGCAUUGUAGCUGUUAGUAAAUGUGUGAUUUUCAGUGUACUCUGAAUAUAUGCAAGAGUGAUUUUUCGUAUUGUA